AUGCAUGCUGGACCUCCAGGAGGUCCCAAUGUCAACCCCAAUGCUGCUCCCGGGCCUAUUCCUGCCACGACUCCACUGGUUGUCCGACAAGACCAGAAUGGUGUCCAAUGGAUUGCAUUUGAGUACUCGCGUGAUAGGGUCAAGAUGGAGUACACGAUUCGAUGCGACGUAGAGUCUGUGAAUGUGGAUGAACUCCCCCAGGAUUUCAAGACGGAGAACUGUGUAUACCCGCGUGCGUGCUGUGCCAAGGACCAAUACAAGGGCAACCGCCUUCACUACGAGACUGAGUGCAACACGGUUGGAUGGGCCCUUGCUCAACUCAACCCCUGCCUGCGUGGAAAGCGUGGGCUUAUCCAGCGAGCGGUAGACAGCUGGCGCAACAGCAACCAGGACCCAAGACUAAGGAGUCGACGAGUGCGUCGCAUGGCCAAGAUGACCACCCGCAAGGCCCAGUCGGCUACACACGGCAACCACAUGGCUGGCCCAGGUGGACCAGGCGCACCUGGGGUGCCCAAUUCUGCCGGAUUGACAGCACCACCAAGGCCCACCAAUAUGGGAAUGGGAGGUUCCCAGAUGCUCCAUCACCAUGAUGGACCAGGGGGACCCCACGGAGGAGGCGACGAUGUUAGCGCCAAUGAAUACGGUGAAUCGCACACUCAUCAUACUCAUCAUCACCAAGCACCAAAUGGGUCACCUACGGAGGUCAGGCAAGCACAAAUUUUUUAUCCCACCUACCCAUCCAGCGAUGCAGUAGCAGGUUCAAGUGGCAUGCCCCCCAUACAUGACGGUCUCCACCCGCAUCCGCCUGCACACGCCGCGGGCGUCGCAGUAUCGAAGCAGCACGAUCAAGAUGAGGAAGAAAGAAAAGUGGCCAUGUUUGGCGACCUACCAGAGUCGAAGCGUCGCAAGUUCAUCCUAGUCGACGAUGCGCAGCGAGGGACGAGAGUACGAGUUCGUGUCACCCUCGACACGGUCAAGAUGGAGGAGAUGCCCGACUCGUAUCGCAAGUCCAACUCUGUCUUCCCGCGUAGCUAUUUUGCCAUGCAAAUGACAUCGCCUCCUGCGAGUCCGCGUGGGAGCAAGGUGUUUAGCGACGAGCCUGACCUUGAUAGCGACCCCAGCUUUCCUCUGGCUGGUUCUACAAGCGUGCCAGUGCCCACUCUGGACGGUGAGACUCGUGUGCCCAAGCCUCGUCUUACACGAGCGAAGCGUUCAAAGGAAAUCACACUGAACGAUCUCGGCUAUCGCAUGAGCUGGAGCCAAAGCCGUGUCUUUGCUGGGAGGACGUUGUUCCUGCAAAAGUCUCUCGAUGCUUAUCGCAACAAGAUGCGAAGCAGUAUGGUGGGCCAAGGCCAGGAUGUCACGCAGGUAGCGCCACAUUUUGAGACCCGCGUUGGAAAGCGACGCUGGAACGAGAGGAUCGAGCGAAGUAAGAAGAUGAGGCGCGACGGCUCUCCUUAA
Plenodomus lingam JN3 is the source of this 1461-nucleotide messenger RNA. Lineage: Eukaryota; Fungi; Ascomycota; Dothideomycetes; Pleosporales; Leptosphaeriaceae. The record is from RefSeq and is a predicted model, not a curated record.